This is a messenger RNA of Gryllus bimaculatus (two-spotted cricket), 1862 nucleotides long. The record is from the annotation of a GenBank genome assembly. NCBI's taxonomy places the organism in Eukaryota, Metazoa, Arthropoda, Insecta, Orthoptera, Gryllidae.
AGUUCCUGUAAGAAGGUGAUGCUCUAGAGCGCGUCACUAAUGGUCCCCACCAGUCCCGACUACGUUAUAUGGGAGUUAUACGGCCCUGACGUGCACAAACUCCCUAUUCUUGAAUGUACUGUAUAACUGUGAAUUGUGUGUCAUGAAACAGGGUAUAGUACGUAGUUUACGUGGUUGGGUUUGGUUGGGUUGAGUGUGACAUGUCAAAGGAAGGAAAUUGUUGGUAAUUUGCUGAAAGUUUUUACAUAGUGCAUUAUGAAGCUACAUAUAUUACUCUGUGUACUAUUUACAACAUGUUUGUGGAACUUAACGGAAAGUCAAGUCAGGAAAAAAGAUGAAAGCCAAAGCAAAGUGACACAAUGGACAUUCAGCGUGUUGGGUUUGCAGCAGAAGCUAUUGCAAAAUGGAUAGGAGAAAGAACUGAUGUUCAGUUAAGAGUGUUCCGUCCUCCCAACUAUUCUGGAACAGUAGCACUUAUUCUACUGUUUGGUCUUGUGGCAGGUUUCUUAUACCUGAGACGUAACAAUCUUGACUUUUUAUACAACAAAAAUUGCUGGGCGAUUAUUGCGGUGUUCUUUUGCUUUGCAAUGGUGUCUGGGCAAAUGUGGAACCACAUAAGAGGCCCUCCAUUUGUACACAAAGCAUCAGGUGGUGGCAUUGCCUACAUUCAUGGAUCUUCUCAAGGACAGUUUGUCCUGGAAACAUAUAUUAUUGCUGUUCUAAGUAUCCUUACCAAUGUUCUUUUCCUUAGAUUUUUAAGAGAAAUCUAUGGAGCUAUCGUUCUUGGAAUGAUCUUAAUGACAGAGGCUGCGUCUCACAAAGGAGAUGUGAGAAAACGUCGUAUUCUUGCUAUUGCUGGUCUUGUGUUAGUGGCAACUUUUUUCAGUCUGAUAUUGUCAAUUUUCCGUUCAAAAGCACAUGGGUAUCCGUACAGCUUUCUGUUCAAGUGAUCUAUCAUUCCGAAAAUCCAUCUACAAAAUUAUUUCAUUCACAGAAUUUUCAAGCAAGGUUAAAUAGGUUUUAGUUCUUAAACUCUCAUGUUGGGGCUUCAUGUUUUAUACAAAUUAAUUAAAUAUUCCUCAGUAUUCAUCAUAAUUAUUCAAUUACUAAUUGUUUAUUUCUGUGCAAAUAUACGUAGCUUUCAAAUGCACGAGAUCUGUCAUUAUGGUUUUUAUUAGACAAAAACUGUGUUCUUUUUUUCUCUCUAUGAAAUGUAAAUUUUGUAAUAAUUUAACAGAUCAUGUACUUAUUAUGGAAUCCAGAAUUAAUAGGUACCAGGUCUAGAAUAUUUCCACUGUUCUUCGCAGUAUUUAUAUGUGUAAAAUAACUGAGGAUUUUAAAUGAACUUUUGCUAAUGUUGGUGUUCAAUACAUUAUUUGCUGGAAUUGAAAUCAUUGAAUGUUGGCUCAGGUGUUAAUAAAUUGUUGUUUUGUUAUGUGUUGUUUCUAUUAGUGAUAAUCUUUCACUAAUCCUUAAACAAUAUACCAAUUCCCCUUGCAACAGAAUGGGUCAAACCAGGACAGAAAUGUCAUCUGGGGUGACAAGAAGCUUUUUAAUUAAUAUGUUUUGAUAUUUAAUGUAGAUAUAGUAUUACGGUUCAAUUUCAAUAUGUAUAGUAGUCUCUGUAGUCUGAAGUAACUAGUUCUGAGAACAUAACAUUUUAUGUCGUGGGUUGUCCCUAGGAGAGAGGAAGGUGGGGGGGGGGGGAGGUAUAAAUUGCAAUUCAUCUAUGAAAAUGUUCUUUUCAUUUAUACAUGUGCACCAGUGGCACCGGCUGACUGUAGGAGUGUGAUGUGUUGCACUCCCAAGUGUUUCAACUGUUAUUUUUAAACUCUUCAAUAAAGAAUCUAUUUCUGUUUGUA